GUUAGAAUGAGCAGGAGUGUGCAGCUCUCCAGUGCCUGGAAAAACUGUCACUUACAGAUCAGUGUGCCAAACAGGGAGAGCAUGGCGGUGGUCUCGGCGAUGUCCUGGGCCCUGUACCUGUGGAUAAGUGCCUGUGCCAUGCUGCUCUGCCACGGAGCCCUCCAGCACACCUUCCAGCAGUCCCACCUGCACAGACCAGAAGGAGGGACGUGUGAAGUGAUAGCCGCGCACAGAUGCUGUAAUAAGAACCGCAUCGAGGAGCGGUCGCAGACGGUGAAGUGCUCCUGUCUACCUGGGAAAGUGGCCGGAACGACCAGGAACCGGCCUUCCUGUGUGGACG
This is a messenger RNA of Myotis brandtii (Brandt's bat), 340 nucleotides long. RefSeq names its product family with sequence similarity 19 (chemokine (C-C motif)-like), member A1 (gene TAFA1). Gene Ontology annotation, biological process: neuroblast differentiation; regulation of neuroblast proliferation. Gene Ontology annotation, molecular function: receptor ligand activity. The annotation marks the transcript as partial. The transcript is spliced from 3 exons. The record is from RefSeq and is a predicted model, not a curated record. NCBI's taxonomy places the organism in Eukaryota, Metazoa, Chordata, Mammalia, Chiroptera, Vespertilionidae.